Molecule: messenger RNA, 837 nt
Organism: Adineta ricciae
Lineage: Eukaryota; Metazoa; Rotifera; Eurotatoria; Adinetida; Adinetidae
Source: the annotation of a GenBank genome assembly
AUGCUUCUAUCAAAUUCGAAAAUUGAUUAUUCAUCAGCACGACGUGGACCAACUGUUAAACUAAGUGCACAAAUACAAGGAGCCAGCAAUCCGACGACAAACAUCAUGCCGGCAUCAACGUCUUUGCAAGAUAUUAACUCGCAUACUCAGAAAUACAAUUGGAAUAAGGAUCAACCAAUGAUUAAUCUAACCGAAAGUUUGUUAACAUCAAAAAGCAAUCCGAGUAGUCGACCUAAAACAUUUUCUCAAAGCAAUGAUCACAUCUUCGAACAUCCGGAAAUCACAAUCAAACCUUCGAGAACUGAUGACAGGGCGAGCCGACGUUCACUUGUAACAACGAAACCAAUGACACAUUAUGAAAGUAAUGGAGGAAGUGUACCAAAUAUAUUAGAACAUCCUGACAUGAAAACGCCCAUUGUUAUGGAAACUCAACAAGUAUCAUUGUCAUCGUCUUCAUCGUCGACUCCAUCAAGUAGUCACCAUAAUAAUAGAAAAAUAAUAAGACAACAGUCUGCGGAUGUCUAUGCGACACUGACUCGAACAGUGUCACCUGCCAGUCGUAAUCAACAUCAAACGAAUGCUGCUCCUAAUCAAAGACGAACAGAUUCACCUGGAUCAGCCAUCGACAAUAUUAUGGAAAGUCCGGAACAAGAAAAGAGUGAAGAUAGCAGUUCAUUUUCACUUCCACCACCUGCUACAACAACAGGCGCAACAAAAGCUCCAGUUCAAAUCGUUCGUGAAUAUUCUGGAGUCAGUUCAGCAUCGGAUGUUGAUCGAACUGGUAAACAUUCCGAGAAAACCAAUAAACCACAAUCGGAAGAAGACGAUUUUUGGUGA